AUGCAUGCCAAAGUGGAUAGGCCUGCCGCAGCUUGCACACUGCCCGUCAGAGAGAUGACGCCCGCCAGCCCGCGUGAAAUAAAGCUACCAAGGACCCACGCCGCCGCCGCCGCCGCCGCCGCCUCUGCCUGCGAUUUGGCCGCCAGACCGCUAUACAACGCAGAGAGACAGAGAGAGGGUGUGUGGGUGAGAGAGAGAGAGAGAGAGAAGAAAGAAGAGAAAAGAGAAAAGGAGAAGAGAAAGCGGAGAGAGGAGGAGACGGCAAGUGCCGCCACCCACGUCUGGCUUUUGAACGACGUGACGGACCGCUGCUACGCCGCACUUGCAGCCCUCCCCAGCACCAGCCUUACCGUGCAGACAGGCUUACUGUAUAGGCUAACGAUACUGUAUAUCCUAUCCUGUAUCCUGUACGCGACACUCUUCCCCCUCCCUCCCGCCGUCCCCCCAACCCAGGGCCCGCUCGUGGUUUGUGCAGCCCUUUUAGCAGCAGUGGGGAACAACAAACGCCUGUCGGCGCGACACUACGACUACGACUUCGACUACAACUACGACUAUACCACCAUCACCACCGCCACUGCACCGCCACAAACGCUGUGCCCGCCCUGUGCACGCUGCCGUGCCAGGGACAGAGAGAAAGAGAAAGAGAAAGAGAGAGAGAGAGAGAGAGAGAGAGAGGGAGAGAGAGAGAGAGAGGGGGAGAGAGAGAGAGAGGAAAAGAGAGAGAGCGCACACACUGCUGCUGCUGCUGCUGCUGCUGCCACCACCGCGGCAGCUCUCGUGCAGGACCAUCUGCGGCCCCGCGAUAGCGAAACUCGCAUUGAUCCACGUCCACCCGCAACACCACCGACAUCGCCGUCGCCACCACCGUCACCAUCGCUAUUCCCAUCCAUCACCGUCGCCCUUUGCCGCAUCGUUCCCGGUCUCUCUGCUGGACGGCACCUCGCUGCCCCCGUCAUGGCCACCAUGGUCAGCCCGUAUCCUCCCCAGCCGCAGUCGCAACGCCCGCCUAUGUCUGCGCCCGCGCCCGCGCCCACCUUCACGCCCACGCCCAUGGCCAUCUCCAUGGCCACGCCUACACCCUACUACAACCUUCCCUCGGCGCCUUCCCACGCCUCGCAGUACCGCAAUGCCGUCGCCUUCGAGGGCCAUCGCCUCGCCCAGCUGCACCAGCUGCCACAGCAAUAUGCUCACCCGCUAUCCACACACAACACCUACGGCUCCGAGCCCUCCGCGUCUGGCCAUGCAGCGAAGCCGCCCGAGCACAUGCUCCGACGUAAGACGCCCAAGGGCAUCCUCGCAGCAGCCUACGAUGGCACCUCGGUCGAGCAUGGCGACCCUCACGCCACCAAACACAUACUUUUACCCGUCACGGCUGCGUCUAGCAUGCCCUAUGGCCUCAAGCAAGAUCUCCCCAUGCGCUCGUCAGCCAUCCAUGGCUCGUCGGCGCGUAGGAAGCAGGAAUCAUCGUCAGAUUGGAGUCCCACCCUCUACUUUGAGACGGGGUCGGGUUCUGGGCGCGUCGGUCAGCAUCUCCCCCAGAUCGAUUCCAUGCUCAAUCAAGUCCCCCCUCUACAGCCGCUUCUGCCAUACCAGAUGUGGGCCCAUCCUUACUCUGGACCCAUGGGACCACCCGUCCAAAUGCCGCUGGGGCCUACAGUAUCCAAUGACCAGGCUCCAUUUGGACCCUACUGGCACGACGGCACCUUUAUACCAUACCGCCCGGCUGCGAUGCGAGACCCACGAUUCCUCCACCACCCGAAUCACGAAUGGACGCAUCCUCAACAUACUGGAUAUCUAGCCUACCCUUAUAACCAACCUACCACCAACAUGUCAAACUUUCAGCCAUACCCUCUUCAUCCAAGCCAAAGCGCCUUGAGUGACAAUGUCGGCCCUCACAUCAAUUAUGCACCCUAUGCUCAGUCGGUCCCCAACUACGCACAAGACUAUCAAAACCCUUCCUUGUCAGGAUCGCUCACUCAGCAGCGUCCACAGCAUGACUAUCUGCACUCUGGUCAGACCACGCCGGUGCAAGAAAAUUACCCCCUGAGCAAUCCACUGGAAGACUAUGGGCCAGAUUCACCCAAUGGCCAAUCGCGCGAGAGAGUGUUUGCCUGGGCUCAUACAGUCUACGUUGACUUGCUGAGAUAUCUGCAGUCAACAAGGAAGCCACACGCGCAAAGUGCACAUGGACGUACGCACUCUCGACCACAUAUAUAUCCCAAGCCUCCGCGACAAUCGAGCUCCACAUUUUCAAGAUCGCUAAGUAAUGGCAGCCGCCAAACCCUUGAGCGACGAGUCUCCUACCCAGCUCCUACCCAACACGCUUUCAAUCCGAGCUUGGAAACCGGACCCGGCCGGCCUCCCAUGUAUCAUUCCCGCUCCUCGUCUGCCUGGUCAGUAGGCUCCCAGGACGUACACCGGCAAUCCUGGCAACAAGUCCCUCCUCAACAGAGCAUACUACCGCAGGCCUCCAGUAUGGAGCCUCCACGAUCUCUGCGACGUAUUUCUGGAUCGGUAGCAGGUGUACAACAGUGCGGUCGCCACGAAGUACCUCCCAGCAUGACUGCUGCAUCGGCACUAGAGGCAAUAACACGGCAUUGCGAAGAAAGUAAAUGGAAUUGGAUAGACGGUAUUCUGUUGGGCGGAUGUCUUGCCUAUGCUCUGGGCGAUUAUCAAAAGGCGCAAGACUGGUACAAGCACAUCUUGACAAUAGACCGAGAUCAUGUGGAAGCGAUUUCCAACUUGGCGGCCACCUAUCUCGCUCUUCAGCAAAAGCGAGAUGCCGAGGCCUACUGGAGACGUGCUGUCAGGCUGCGCCCUAGUUAUUUCGAGGCUGUCGAGCAUCUCAUCGGCCUACUCUGCAGUGACCAUCGUGGUCGAGAAGCUGUGGCUAUCAUCGAAGAGGUGGAACGGAAACUGCGCUUUGUGCGGCGGGAAGAUGCUCUGAGGAGCCUCGAGGCAGAAAGUGAACGCUCGAGUUCGACCGUGAGCGAGUCACCCGAUCUCUCCGAAGCCUCAGACCGGCCAGUCUUUGAAUUUGAAGGCGACUGUGAAGCCGUCUUCAAGGAUCUCGAUGACCUCCCUGGUUCCGAUCAGCCAGGAUUUGGAUCAAGUGGCUAUGCUAUCCCGGGCAGUGACAAUGGUCGCAUCCUGGCUCUUGUACAUGCCAAGGGGAAUAUGCUAUACGCACUGGGUGACAAUGCUGGGGCAGCAAAAGCAUUCGAGAACGCCGUCCUGAUUGGAGCGGGAUCGCAAGCCCAUGGCAUUGAUGGCCUGAUUAAACGGAUACUUGAUGUGGUGGGCUACGACCCCAUGGAGCGAUCGCCAGGAGGUCGACGAGUACCACCAUCUUCUGAUCCAAUUCUACUACCACCAGAAGCAGCCACGAGGACUGCACACUUGUGCUUCCCACCCCAUGGUCAGCUACCAGGACUCCGGCACGUUGCCAGUGAUGGCAUGGCCCGGAAAGCCGCCGUGUCGACCACGAGCAAUUCUUUGCUCUCUCUGGCCAAGAUCUUCCAGGAUGGCAUGGCCAACAACUCACCCAAAUCGGCCAUAAGCCAGACCAGCUACGGUGUCAGAGAGAUUCUAGCACUCUACUAUCUCUCAUUGUCGCUGCAACCUAGCCCUUCGACGGCGAACAAUGUCGGCAUACUACUCGCAAGCGUGCAGCAAUCUGCACCCUCGAAGCCCAUAUCUGCGCCCUAUUUUGCACCCCAGCACCAGAUCCCUGGCCUGGUCCCUGGUAGUGGUGUGGCCCUGGCAUUGUCAUAUUACUAUUAUGGGCUCCAACUGGAUAAACGACACGCGCACCUCUACACCAACCUUGGAAGUUUGCUCAAAGAUAUUGGACAGUUGGAUGUCGCCAUCAGCAUGUACGAGCAGGCUGUAGCCUGUGACCAGAACUUUGACAUCGCUCUCGCUAAUCUUGCCAAUGCCGUCAAAGACAAGGGACGAAUCAGUGAUGCCAUUCAGUACUACAAGAGAGCCGUCGAGGCCAGUCCUGAUUUCGCAGAAGCCGUCUGUGGACUUGCCAACGCGCACAACUCCGUCUGUGAAUGGAUUGGAAGAGGUGGCAUUGCCGAGGACGGCGGUUCUCGAGACCGCUGGCACGUCGACAACGAUGGGAUGUUGCUGGAUGCGAAACUUCCUGGUGCUUCUAGCUUUGGCUGGAUCCACAAGGUUGUCAAACUGGUGGAGAAGCAACUUGCAGACGGCGAGGAUUGGGGUCGAGGGUCCAUGGACGAUCAGUUCUUGCGAGAGAUUCUGCGCCCGUUGACGCUUACUGAAGGCAGUGGCUACGAAAUCAAAGAAAAACAGGAGAGUAUAGUGUCAGUUUUGGCGAAGUGGAAGGGUCAAAAAUGGGAAGGUGCUCGCAUAGUCCGCCUCAUCGAGCGUGCCAUUCGCCGAAUGACUUGGCAAUGGUAUCAGGAUCGCUGGGUCACGGGCAAGCAGAAGCCCACGGCAGCUUACAAGCGGCCUCAGUUACCUGGAUCGUUGGCUGUACCGGCUGCCCCGACUGUGCUUCCAUUUCACACCUUUACAUGCCCCAUGUCAGCUGAACAGAUCCGUCUCAUCUCUCAGAGAAAUGGUCUGCGAAUCUCCUGUUCCACACUGCGAGUACCCUGGUUACCUGCGACUGUUUAUCCACCACCAGCCCCACCCAGGCCAUACCUCAAAGUAGGGUAUGUGUCUUCUGACUUCAACAACCAUCCCUUGGCACAUUUGAUGCAGUCUGUCUUUGGCCUCCACAAUCCCAGUCGUGCAAAGGCAUACUGCUAUGCAACUACCUCAAGCGAUGGAUCCGAGCACCGCAAGCAGAUUGAACGAGAGGCUCCCAUGUUCUACGAUGCCAGUUCGUGGUCCGCAGAACGACUUGUCAACCAGAUCAUUGGCGAUGGCAUUCACAUUCUUGUCAAUCUCAAUGGCUACACGCGAGGCGCAAGAAAUGAAGUCUUCGCUGCUCGUGCAGCUCCGAUCCAGAUGGCCUUUAUGGGGUUUGCGGGAACGUUGGGUGCCGAGUGGUGCGACUAUCUCCUCGCUGACGACACUGCUGUACCCCCCGAUACGCUCCGUCCAUGGCGUCGUAACGUCGACAUGGAAGAUGCCCUCGUCGACGACAACAGUGGUGGCGAAGACAAGAAUUGGAUCUACGGAGAGAAUAUUGUAUUUUGCCGUGAUACCUUUUUCUGCUGCGAUCAUCGUCAAAGCGCCCCAGACUCGCAAGGUCGCCAACCAAACUGGGAAGAAGAACAGCAGCGGAGAUGGGCAAUGAGAAAAGAAAUCUUCCCCAACCUGCCCGAAGAUGCUAUUAUACUUGCCAACUUCAAUCAGCUGUACAAGAUUGAACCAACAACCUUUCGUACCUGGCUCCGCAUCCUCGAGCGCCUCCCGCGCGCCAUUCUCUGGCUUCUUCGCUUCCCCGACCUUGGCGAAACCAAUCUCAAGAACACAGCGUUGAAAUGGGCAGGUCCCGCCGUCGCCUCACGCAUCAUGUUCACCGACGUUGCGCAAAAGAGCCAACAUAUAUCGCGCGCCCGUGUCUGCGACCUCUUCCUCGACACACCAGAGUGCAAUGCACACACGACCGCCGCCGACGUGCUGUGGUCCGGGACCCCGCUGCUCACGCUUCCGCGAUACAAGUAUAAAAUGUGUAGCCGCAUGGCCGCCUCGAUUCUCAAAGGCGCAUUACCAAAGAACGACGCAGGCGUGCGCGCGGCCAUGGAGUUGAUUGCAUCCUCGGACGAGGACUACGAAGACAAGGCUGUACGGCUAGCACGUGAUUGCACCUACAUCGGUCACCGCGCCCAUGGCCGGUUGAGCGAAUUGCGCCGAAUGCUGUACGAAGCCCGUUGGAGCAGUCCACUGUUCGAUACCAGGCGCUGGGUCAGCGAUUUAGAAGACGCGUAUGAGAUUGCAUGGGACAAGUGGGAAAAGGGUGAAGGAGGGGAUAUCUGGUUAAAGGAUUAUCCAAAAAGGAGGGUGGGAGGAUCGGCCUGA
This is a messenger RNA of Plenodomus lingam JN3, 6000 nucleotides long. The record is from RefSeq and is a predicted model, not a curated record. Lineage: Eukaryota; Fungi; Ascomycota; Dothideomycetes; Pleosporales; Leptosphaeriaceae.